UCUCGUUCUUUAUUUCUUUGCCUUUAUCUUUCUCUUUUGUUCUCCUCAACUUUCUCCAGACUUUGGCUAAAAUAAAUCUUAGCUUGAAAAAAGGAAGAGAGCAGAGACAGAUAUAGUUUCUUUAUAUAUAGUUAUAAUUUCCAAGAAAUCGUGGAGGAAUGGCCAAGAUUGCUAAUGGAUUUGGAGGACAUGAUAUGUUAGCACCCUUCACUGCUGGGUGGCAGAGUGAUAUGGGUCCUUUAAUUAUAGAAAAGUCGGAGGGUUCCUAUGUUUAUGACAUAAAUGGGAAGAAGUACCUUGAUACUUUAUCUGGUUUGUGGUGUAAUCCCUUAGGGGGAAAUGAGCCUCGUCUUGUUGAAGCUGCAAAUAAACAACUCAACACAUUGCCAUUUUACCAUUCUUUUUGGAAUCGUACAACAAAGCCUUCUUUGGAUCUUGCAAAGGAGCUCAUAGAUUUGUUUACUGCAAAUAAAAUGGCUAAAGUUUUUUUCACAAAUAGUGGAUCAGAAGCCAAUGACACUCAGGUGAAGCUAGUUUGGUAUUACAACAAUGCACUUGGGAGGCCAAAGAAGAAGAAAUUUAUUGCUCAAGCAAAAGCAUACCACGGGACCACUUUCAUUUCCGCCAGCCUCUCUGGUAUUCCUGCACUACAUCACAAGUUCGAUUUGCCAGCUUCAUUUGUUUUGCAUACUGACUGCCCUCAUUAUUGGCGUUAUCAUUUGCCAGGUGAGACGGAAGAGGAGUUCUCGACAAGGUUGGCAAAUAAUUUGGAAAAUCUUAUACUUAAAGAGGGGCCUGAAACAGUAGCUGCUUUCAUUGCUGAACCAGUCAUGGGGGGAGGAGGUGUCAUUCCACCUCCAGCAACCUAUUUUGAGAAGAUCCAAGCUGUAGUCAAGAAGUAUGACAUUCUUUUCAUUGCGGAUGAGGUCAUAUGUGGAUUUGGAAGGCUCGGGACAAUGUUCGGCUGUGAAAAGUACAACAUUAAACCUGAUCUCGUCUCUGUAGCAAAGGCACUUUCAUCUGGAUAUAUGCCAAUUGGUGCUGUCCUUGUAAGUCCUGAAGUUUCUGAUGUUAUACAUUCUGAAAGCAAUAAAAUGGGCGUUUUUUGCCAUGGAUUUACUUAUUCUGGGCACCCAGUCGCGUGUGCGGUUGCCUUGGAAGCACUGAAGAUCUACAAGGAAAGAAAUAUUGUUGAGCUAGUGAACAAAAUAUCACCAAAGUUCCAAGAAGGUCUGAAAGCAUUUUCUGACAGUCCCAUAAUUGGGGAGAUAAGGGGAACUGGUUUGGUACUUUCUACUGAGUUUGUAGAUAACAAAUCUCCUAAUGAUCCCUUUCCUCCUGAAUGGGGUGUUGGUCCAUAUUUUGGAGCACAGUGUGAGAAGUACGGGAUGUUGGUAAGUUGUGCUGGCGAUUACAUAAAUAUGGCUCCUCCAUUUACUUUGAAUCUGGAAGAACUUGAUGAGUUGAUAAGCAUAUAUGGGAAAGCACUGAAGGAUACCGAAAAGAGAGUGGAAGAACUGAAGUCCCAAAAAAAGGAAAUGCUGGUGGCAAAAGCUUGAAAACAGCAGAAGAAGAAAAGAGGAACAAAAAAAUUUCAAGUCUAAUUAAUCAGACUCUGUUAGCUACUCUUAGAUGUCUAAUUUAGAUCAAAAUAUUAACUAGACCAGAAUCCGAAACAAGCUGGGAUCCGUUAUAUGAAUCCUCUAUAUUUAUUCGGAGGAUUUAUCAUAGUUAGACUUGUUUUACUCUAUCAACUUGUUAGAAACUCUGUGCUUUAAACUGCUUAAGCUUUGCUAAAUUAAGUCAGAAAGUUUUCCAUUUUCAA
Molecule: messenger RNA, 1825 nt
Organism: Nicotiana attenuata
Lineage: Eukaryota; Viridiplantae; Streptophyta; Magnoliopsida; Solanales; Solanaceae
Product: gamma aminobutyrate transaminase 2
Exons: 17
Coding region: 159-1559 (466 amino acids)
Biological process (GO): biotin biosynthetic process
Molecular function (GO): S-adenosyl-L-methionine:8-amino-7-oxononanoate transaminase activity; pyridoxal phosphate binding
Source: RefSeq, a predicted model, not a curated record